AUGGCCAAACCGGGGGCGACGCUGCUGUUCGCGCAUGCCACGGGCUUCUGCCAGCAGGUGUGGGACCCGGUUAUCCGCCGCCUGAAGCUCUCGCCGCAGCUGCAGGGCGCGGUGGAGCGCUAUGUGACGUACGACCAGCCGUACCAUGGGGUCAACCGGGAUGACUUGGUGCCCGGUCGACUGUAUCACAAGAACAACAACCCCAAGUCGCCCCGGGUGAAGCACCCGAUGAACGACUGGCCGGAGAUCAGCGCCGCCGCCGCGUGGGAGCAGGUGCUAAAGCUGCAGUCGGAAGGGGAUCAACAAGGCCCGCUGAUUGGCAUUGGCCACUCCAUGGGAGCGGCGGCGCUCUGGGCCACGGAAGCCAAACACCCCGGCACCUUCGACGGCCUGAUCCUCUUUGAACCCAUUUACGGAGAGGUCGACGCUUCGUACGAUGGGAAUGCCGACUUCUUGGUGUCGCUGACGCUGGCGCGUGAGAGUAAAUGGCCUUCGAUGGAGGCUGCUGUGUCUCACUUUGAGAACUGGAAGAACUUUUCGACGUGGGACCGCGAGACUUUAGCAGGUUGGAUCAAGGGUGCGGUGGUGUACGACGAGAAGCAACAGGCUGCGGUGCUGGCGUGUAACCCGCUCAUCGAAGCGUCAGUGUACGCUGGUUCUCGGUUGUGUUUGACUGAGAGCGAGCUCGCUGCACCUCGUUGCCCGGUCAGUUUCCACAGUGGAGACCGCACCAAGCUCUUUGACCGCAGCGUGUUCGACGACUUUGUUGCUAAGCACCCGGACGUGUACACCAGCCACCCUCCGCUGUCCAACACGUCGCACCUGAUGGUCUUUGAAGACCCGGAUGCAACUACCGACGCCAUCCUGUCGGAUCUUAGGCAACUCACUCUUGCAACAGAGCCUCUGGAGGCCCACUAUAAGUUGGACCUCCAGAGGCUCUAG
This is a messenger RNA of Phytophthora sojae, 942 nucleotides long. RefSeq lists its product as hypothetical. NCBI's taxonomy places the organism in Eukaryota, Oomycota, Peronosporomycetes, Peronosporales, Peronosporaceae. The record is from RefSeq and is a predicted model, not a curated record. The transcript has 2 exons. Bases 1 to 942 code for a protein of 313 amino acids.